AAUGUGCUUCUGAUCUUAGAAAAUUUUCUUAUUUCUCGUAACUUUCAAAUGGCGAUGUUAGUCAACAUUUCUUUCGAGAAAAGUGUCGAAAAACAAGACGUCUGUCCCACCGAAGCUAGAUGGGUUAUCAAAAAUUAUGCACGGAACAUCUAUGGUAAGCCAGUCAAAGUGCUUCAACGCUACUCUCUGAACAGAACUCUAGUUUAUCAAUAUUUCUAUGAAAAGCACUGUAGAAAUUGGUUUGGCGAAGGAACUGAAAUGGACUAUGGUCGUGAAGGAAAAUGUAAAGGUAUUAAUAAUCAGAUAUGGGUAUCCAGAUGUAGACAACAAUAUAGCUGGAUAUAUGCCAGAGUGAUUAACAGUGGAGUCAUCGGAUGGGAUUUUAUAGCCAUCAAAUCUUCUUGUAGUUGCACUAUAUCUUUUCCAGAUAAUAACAUUAAAAACAAGGAAAAGUAUUGA
Centruroides sculpturatus (bark scorpion) is the source of this 459-nucleotide messenger RNA. Its product is annotated as venom nerve growth factor 2-like. Gene Ontology annotation, molecular function: nerve growth factor receptor binding; growth factor activity. The transcript has 3 exons. Bases 49 to 459 code for a protein of 136 amino acids. The record is from RefSeq and is a predicted model, not a curated record. NCBI's taxonomy places the organism in Eukaryota, Metazoa, Arthropoda, Arachnida, Scorpiones, Buthidae. Gene Ontology annotation, biological process: neuron projection morphogenesis; nerve development; nerve growth factor signaling pathway.